CCGAGUCCCUUACGUCCACAGCGGUGUUGCACUGUAAUUGGGAGAACAGCCAUUUGCUAUUCUUAAAACUCAGCUCGGUGGUGAAGGAUUGGAAGAGAGCUAUCUGUUGUCCCUCCAGUCCUUUCAACUUGUCUGCAGCUUUGUCUGGCACUAUGUUUUUUGUGCUAGUUGAGACUUUGUGAGAGUAACUAGAAUUUAGAUUAAAUAAACGCUUUUUAUUAGAAGUCACGUUUAGGUCAAUCAUGAGCUCCAGCCUUGUUAACUCUUUAGCCAAGGUUUAUGAUCCAAACCCUCUUCACGGGCAGAAGCCAGGUGGAAGGAAGCUUUCUCUAAAUGGAUCAGAAAAGUCUCAAGCUGCUUCUUCCUCUUCUUCAUCAUCAUCCUCUUGCUCUCCUCAUGAUGUUGCCCUGCGAUCUGUGGAAAGUCGAAUGGACUUCCUGAGCUCUCAGAUGGAGCGUUUGCUCAACAUGCAACAGACUGUCUUGAUCAAGCUGGAUGGCCUGUCACAGGAUGUCAGGGGUAUGGGUUUGGAUCUAGCUUCAAUACGUGAAGAAAGCCAUGGAAAAAGCCGUGGGUCUGGGGUAGAAGCAGUAUGCAGGGAGCUGCAUGGGGCCAUGGAGAGGGCCAGUGAGCACAUGGAGAGUCAGGGACGCAGGUUGGAGGGGGUGGAGAAACUGGUGGAGGGCACCCAGCAGGUGAUAAGCUUCAUCGGUGAGGUGGUAAAGAGCUCCAGGUUGGUGGAGCUUCUGUUCAAACAGCCUGGACGGAAAGCCAACAGGAAGGCAAAGGAUGAUAAGGAAAAAGCCAAGCUGAGCCUGAAAGGUUUAAAGGCCCAGAAAAAGAGAAAACCGCAAGAAACGUCAGACACCUCCUCCCUGAAUGAGCCUGUGCUCCAGGAACAGGUGGAAAAGCUCAACAGGCAGAACACCGAGCAUUCGCACAUAAACAUAGAGGCUGAGGGGGAUGGAAGAAGUGGAAGACAGGAUCUGGAAACGCUGAUCCUUGAAGAACCGCACACCUCUGUUGCCCAGUCAGACGAAAGGCAGGAGGAGGCUGAGGAAAGGCAGGAUGAGGAAGGAGAGGGGGGUAUAUUUGAAGACUCUGAGCCAGAAGAACAAGAAAAAGAAGAAGAAAAGCAAAAUGGAGAAGAUGUUAGUCUUGAAAAUCGUGGAAAAGUGAAAGAUGAUGUGAAGACAACGCAUAGAGAAGAAUCAUCAAAAUCAGAAAAAGCCUGGCUCUGCAGGGCCUCUGUGCUUCAGUAUGACAGCUCCGAGGAGGCUGGUGAUGUGGCCACUUGUAGCAAACGCCACGUCCCGGAAGAAGACCUUGGAAAAGACGACCUCAAAAAGAGCCGGGUGGAGGACAGUAAAGUGGAAAGGGCUGAUGGACAGGUCGUAGAGGGAGCUGAGCCACAGGUCUCCAUAUCUGACCAAGCGAAGACAGAAGACGAAGGGGAGGCGGCGGAGGAAAUAAAGGAGUUUAUUAUUGACUCAAGUCCUCCACCGCUAGCACCUUUCGACCACCGCAUCGUUACUCCCAAACCCCACCAGAUCGCCACCUAUUACACUAUCAACAGAGAGGAGGUCCUGGGAGGGGGACGUUUUGGACAAGUCCACAAGUGCGUAGAGAACUCGUCUGGUCUGACUCUGGCUGCCAAGAUCAUCAAAGCCCGGAGCCAGAAAGAGAAGGAGGUGGUGAGGAAUGAGAUCCAGGUGAUGAACCAGCUGAACCACGCCAACCUCAUUCAGCUAUACGCUGCAUUUGAGUCGCGUAACGACAUCAUCCUGGUCAUGGAAUAUGUGGAAGGAGGGGAGCUGUUUGACCGCAUCAUUGACGAGAACUACAACCUCACAGAGUUGGACACGGUGCUAUUUAUACGGCAAAUCUGUGAAGGGCUGCAGUACAUGCAUAAAAUGUACAUCUUACAUCUCGACCUCAAGCCUGAGAACAUUCUUUGUGUCAGCAGAGCUACUAACAAGAUUAAAAUCAUUGACUUUGGCCUUGCCAGGAGGUAUAAGCCUAGGGAGAAGCUAAAGGUCAACUUUGGAACGCCUGAGUUUUUAGCUCCUGAAGUCAUCAACUACGAGUUUGUGUCAUUCCCAACGGACAUGUGGAGUCUUGGAGUCAUCACCUAUAUGCUACUCAGCGGCUUGUCUCCGUUUCUGGGGGAUGAUGACAACGAGACGCUGAACAACAUCCUGGCCUGUGAGUGGAACUUUGAGGAAGAGGAGUUUAAAGACGUCUCAGAUGAAGCUAAAGACUUUAUCACACGUCUUCUGGUGAAAAGCAAGAGCUGGAGGAUGAGUGCAACAGAGUCCCUCAAACAUCCCUGGCUGUCAGACCGGAGUCUGCACUAUCAACUAAAUCGCAAGAAAACUAAGUGCCACUCCACGCAUGGUCCUCCUUCAGAGAGUAAGACAAAAACUAUGUGAGACCCUCGGCAUGCCUUUUGAUAAUGAAAGGAGCUGGAGCCCAACACUGGACCAAUGCUGCUGUACCUGUGUAUGAACUUGAUAACUACUCUCCUCCAUCCGUCUUCUGCAUCGCUCCAUAUCUUGCAGUUCUGACUCCAGAUAGUGUGAUGCACGGUAAUAACAGACACUCCUAUUCUGUAGUGUCUGAAAACACUGAUGAUGAAGAACCCAAACUGUUGGACACAUAAAGGCCACGUGACCUGUCUGCUUCCACAUAUAUGACAGAUCAGCUGUGUAUAGCAUCAAACCAUCAUUGUUAUUCAGCCACAGUUUGUCAUAUUGUCCUGUUUUCUUGCAUGCUUUGCACUUUCUUCAUUUAUUUUCUCUAAGAGUCAGAAAACAUUUUUAAACACAAUAUAGACUGAAUUCUCUUAUUUGAAUAAUAUAUUUUUGCGAUUUUUUUUCUUUUAAUUUACAAGUCUUAUAAAAACGAAAUGUUUUUUUUCUUGAACAUAACUUUAAGUAUAUUUAGAAUUUGAUUGAAUUAGAAGUCAUAGCUGAUUAAUUUAUUUUGUGUACAGCACAGCACUGCAUACCCUCACUUCCCGUUGAGGAUUGACAAAAUGUUAGUGAUCAGUGAACCAGUGAAUAUAUCUUGGUUUGUGCCAUCGUUCACCCUAAUUUUUAAGCCCUAUCACCUUCUGUAUGCAUUUAUGCCGCCACCUUGUCUUGCUUCGGCAGUUUGGAGUAGCCCUUUCACCUUCCAUGAAGGCAUCACGAACAACAGAAUACUACCUGUGAAUAAUAUAUAUAUAUAUAUUUUUUCAUGACUGAAGUGGAUUCUUAUGUUCAUUUAUUUACUGGUUCAACACCAGAAUGUACUUGAAGAGCUUUUAUUCAAUAAGUGAUUUUUUUUCAAUGGAGAAGAGCAGGAUUUAAUGUAGAUAUGCACAGAUGGUAAGUGCAUCUGUGCAGCUCAGUUUGACGGAGAGCCAACAACAGAGCAGAGAAGACACCAGCCAUUGCUUUGUCAUCCCUUUCAAGGAGAUGAAAACUGAAUGUGACUUCAACGCUCAGUUGUUUGCUUUUCCAUUUGGAAGCAGAAAAGCUCUGUGAAUUCAAUACUUGUGCAUUUGAAUUUAUUAUUUCUUUUUCAGGUUUUCUUGUGCAAUUAUGAGAGAUCAGUAAUUAUGAAAUAUUAUUAUGUUAAUAAAUAACUCACACCAGACAA
Messenger RNA from Maylandia zebra (zebra mbuna), 3645 nucleotides. It is a transcript of the gene mylk4b, whose product is annotated as myosin light chain kinase family, member 4b. Gene Ontology annotation, molecular function: ATP binding; protein kinase activity. Gene Ontology annotation, biological process: protein phosphorylation. NCBI's taxonomy places the organism in Eukaryota, Metazoa, Chordata, Actinopteri, Cichliformes, Cichlidae. The record is from RefSeq and is a predicted model, not a curated record.